AGGAAGUGCUUUGAUCUUCAGCAGCAGGAGAAGAAGAAGAAGAGACGCUUCCUGCAAGAGAGAGAGGAGGAAGAGAGAGAGAGAGAGCGAGAGAGAGCGAGAGAGAGAGAGCGAGAGUGCGAGAGAGGAGCUCCGGGAGUUACAGCGGGAGUUUCCGAUCAGCGCAGCCGGACAGAGACGCCCCUCCUCGGCCUCAGAUCUCACGGCGAUGGCGAGGCCGAGCCACAGCGAUCACGUCCUCCAGCAGCUCAACAACCAGCGCGAGUGGGGCUUCCUGUGCGACUGCCUCAUCGCCAUCGGGGACAUCUACUUCAGGGCGCACAAGGCCGUCCUGGCCGCCUGCAGCUCCUACUUCAGGAUGAUGUUCAUCCGGGACCAGCAGGGGGCGGGGCGCCUGGACCUCAGCAACAUGCAGAUCAGCGCCGAGUGCUUCGACCUCAUCCUGCAGCUCAUGUACCUCGGCCGCAUCGUGGUGGGCAGCUUCGAGUUCGAGGAGCUGAAGGCCUCCAUGGCGUACCUGCAGAUGUACUACAUCCCCGACUCACUGGAGGACCUCCGAGACAUCAGGAGCUCCAACCCAACCCCGUCUUCCUCCGCCUCCUCGUCCAGUUCCUCUUCUGGCACCACCGCCGGGAAAAUGAUGUUCGGAGUGCGCAUGUACGAGCAGCCACCAGCUGCACAGGAAGUGGAGACCUUACCCAAAGCUGCCAGCAGGCCGGCGGAGGAGGUGGCUAACGCUCCUCUGAAGGUGGCUAACGCUCCUCUGAAGGUGGCUAACGCUCCUCUGAAGGUGGCUAACGCUCCUCUGAAGAUGGCUAACGCUCCUCUGAAGAUGGCUAACGCUCCUCUGAAGAUGGCUAACGCUCCUCUGAAGCUGGCGCCGCCGCUGGGGGACGGAGCAGCCGAUCAGCCAUGUGACUUGAGGAAGAGGCCCGGCGGCAGGAGUUCGGCUCUCAAAGACCGCCCUCGGUUCGGCCGCACUUACACCUGCGACGACUGUGGCUUUGUCUUCAGCUGCGAGAAACUUCUGAUCGAGCACAUCCUGACCUGCACCAACCGGAAGGCCUUCAGUCAGCCGAGAGGCAACGUGGAGGGGGAGGCAGAGAGCUCCGCCUCCGAGAGCACUGAGGAACACAGGCUCGUCUGUAAAGGCGAGGACGACUGGUCCGACUCCGCCCUCAGGUCUGUGGCAGCCGGCACCGACGGAGAGCCCAGCUCCACCAGGACGCUCUCUAUCAAGACCGAACCGGAGGAUGGCGCGUUCCCUGAGAUACAGAUGGUCCGGGUCGGUGAGCACGCCACCAGAAGCCGUAGAUCACGGCUCAGUGACGCGGCACGAAACAACCUGCAGGGUGAGAAAGCAGCCUCCGACUGCGACCCCGAGCCCGGCGUCUCAGGCGAGCCUUAUGAAGGCCACAUGUCGGGCAGCGAAGAGUCGGGAGUCCCUCCAAAGCUCCGCAAGCUGAAAGACGAGAAGCAGGACGGGGACGGGGCACCCUGUGAGCUCUGCGGCACUCUGUUAACGGGCGAGGACAAGUCCGCCCACUACCUGUCCAACCACAUGGGUCACAUCUGCGCCUGCGGGAGGUGUGGCCAGGUGCUGAUCAAAGGCCGGCAGCUGCAGGAGCACGCAGAGCGCUGCGGCGAGUCCCUGGGCGGAGAGUCGGAGGACGAGGCGUCGCUGCCGGAGGAGCCGCAGGGGAUGGAGGUGGAGGCAGCCGACCUGGCCUGCCCUCACUGCGGGAAGCUGUUCCAGAGCGAGGGCCUGGCGCUGGACCACGCCCUGUCCUGCCACGAGCAGGAACAGCUCCGCCCCGUGCUGCUGGAGGAGGGCGAACCGGAUCACCGCCGCAAACACUUCUGCAGCAUCUGCGGCAAGGGCUUCUUCCAGCGCUGCCACCUGCGGGAGCAUUACACCGUGCACACCAAAGAGAAGCAGUUCACCUGCCAGACCUGCGGGAAGCAGUUCCUGCGGGAGCGCCAGCUGCGCCUGCACACCGACAUGCACAAAGGCAUGGCGCGCUACGUGUGCCCCGUCUGUGACCAGGGCACCUUCCUCAAACACGACCACGUCCGACACAUGAUCUCCCACCUGUCCGCCGGGGAGACCAUCUGCCAGGUGUGCUUCCAGAUCUUCCCCGGCGGAGAGCAGCUGGAGAAGCACAUGGAC
Trematomus bernacchii (emerald rockcod) is the source of this 2170-nucleotide messenger RNA. RefSeq names its product zinc finger and BTB domain containing 1 (gene zbtb1). Gene Ontology annotation, biological process: regulation of cytokine production; negative regulation of transcription by RNA polymerase II; regulation of immune system process. Lineage: Eukaryota; Metazoa; Chordata; Actinopteri; Perciformes; Nototheniidae. Gene Ontology annotation, molecular function: protein binding. The record is from RefSeq and is a predicted model, not a curated record.